AUGUGGGCUCUCUCUCAUGCAAACCUCCCUCUCUGGGGGCUGCUGCUGCUGAUCUGGGCCCCAUGCAUACUUGGCCUCGAACCCCAGGCCAGAGGACACCUCUGCAGAACCCGGCCCACGGACCUGAUGUUUGUGGUGGACAGCUCCCGCAGCGUGCGGCCAGUGGAGUUUGAGAAGGUGAAGGUGUUCCUGUCGCAGGUCAUCGAGGCACUUGACGUGGGGCCCAAUGCCACGCGGGUCGGUGUGGUCAACUACGCGAGCACCGUGAAGCAGGAGUUCCCGUUGAGUGCCCAUGGCUCCAAGGCAGCACUGCUGCAGGCUGUGCACCGCAUCCGGCCGCUGUCCACCGGAACCAUGACCGGCCUGGCCAUCCAGUUCGCCAUCACCAAGGCCCUCAGCCAAGCUGAGGGCGGCCGCGCCAGGUCCCCCCACAUAAGCAAGGUGGUCAUCGUGGUGACGGACGGGAGGCCCCAGGACAGCGUGCGGGACGUGUCCGCCCAGGCUCGGGCCAAUGGCAUCGAGCUGUUUGCAAUCGGUGUGGGUCGCGUGGACAAGGCCACUCUGCGACAGAUCGCCAGCGAGCCCCAGGACGAGCACGUGGACUACGUGGAGAGCUACAAUGUCAUCGAGAAGCUGUCCAAGAAAUUCCAGGAGGCCUUCUGCUUGGUGUCAGACCUGUGUGCUACUGGAGAUCACGACUGCGAGCAGGUGUGUGUCAGCUCCCCAGGCUCCUACACCUGUGCGUGCCGAGAGGGCUUCACCUUGAACAGUGAUGGCAAGACCUGCAAUGUGUGCACUGGUGGUGGCAGCAGCUCAGCCACGGACCUGGUCUUUCUCAUUGAUGGAUCCAAGAGCGUGAGGCCAGAGAACUUUGAGCUGGUGAAGAAGUUCAUCAACCAGAUCGUGGAUACACUGGAUGUGUCGGACAAGCUGGCUCAGGUGGGGCUGGUGCAGUACUCCAGCUCUGUGCGCCAGGAGUUCCCUCUGGGCCGCUUCCACACCAAGAAGGACAUCAAGGCAGCAGUGCGCAGCAUGUCAUACAUGGAGAAAGGCACCAUGACAGGGGCCGCCCUCAAGUAUCUCAUUGACAAUUCCUUCACUGUGUCCAGUGGUGCCAGGCCUGGGGCCCAGAAGGUGGGCAUUGUCUUCACUGAUGGUCGGAGCCAGGACUACAUUAAUGAUGCAGCUAAGAAGGCCAAGGACCUUGGCUUUAGGAUGUUUGCUGUGGGCGUGGGCAAUGCUGUGGAGGAUGAGCUAAGAGAGAUUGCCUCAGAGCCUGUGGCAGAGCACUACUUCUACACUGCAGAUUUUAGGACCAUCAACCAGAUUGGCAAGAAGUUGCAGAAGAAGAUCUGUGUGGAGGAGGACCCUUGUGCCUGUGAGUCCAUUGUCAAAUUUCAGGGCAAAGUGGAGGAGCUGCUGCAGGCGCUGACCAGGAAACUGGAAGCUGUGAGUAAGCGGCUGGCGGUCCUGGAGAACAGAGUCAUCUAA
This is a messenger RNA of Suncus etruscus (white-toothed pygmy shrew), 1491 nucleotides long. RefSeq names its product matrilin 1 (gene MATN1). Lineage: Eukaryota; Metazoa; Chordata; Mammalia; Eulipotyphla; Soricidae. The transcript has 8 exons. The coding region runs from base 1 to 1491 and encodes 496 amino acids. Gene Ontology annotation, molecular function: calcium ion binding. The record is from RefSeq and is a predicted model, not a curated record.